AUGGCGGCGGUGCCCCUGCGGCCCUGGCGCGCCGUCGGCCGCCUCCUGCCGCUGCUGUGCGGGGGCACGAGGAGCAAAGGGGCCUCCCUGAGCCCCGGCGCGCCGGGCCGCCUGCCCCAGCGCCGCUACAAGAAGGACGUGCUGCCCUCCCCCGACGGGCCCGUGCCCUCCGUCUCCAUCACCGAGAUCCGGCAGUACCUGCGGGCACAGAGCAUCCCCUUCCACGACGGAUACAGCUGCCUGCACACCCCCAGCCUGUUCGCCGACGGCCGGGAGGACCAGCCGCCUCCCUCCAGCGCCCCUUACACGCUUUUCAUUGACAAGACGACGGGCAGCUUCCUGUGCACGGCCACGCUGGCCGAGGGCACCUGGCAGGACUUCCAGGCGCACGUGGAGCUGCGGCACCGCGGCGUUCCCGCCGCCAGCUCGGUGGUAGGGGCGGAGGAGGAGGCGGCGCGCCAGGUUCAUGAGGAUGCCCGCUGCAUCUGGGACCGGGCGCUGCCCCUCUGGCAGCUGCUGGACGAGGAGGAGACCAGCCACACCAAGGCCACGUUCGGGAUCUCCAUGGUGACGGACGCCACCCUGAAGCGCUUCGGGGUGCGUUAUCUGAGGACUGCCAAGGCCCUGGUCUUCCCCUGGUUCAGCCCCCGCGAUGCGACCCUGAAGGGCCUCAAGCUUCUGAGAGUGGAGAAGAAGGGGGAUGGGACAACUUACGUGGAAGAGACUCUGCCCCGCUUCGAUUCCUAUCGCAACCUCUUUGGUCUGCACCUGUUAGGGCGCCGAGACACAGAGCUGGUGUUGACUGGGUGGGAGCUGGAUGCCCUGGCCCUGCACCAAGCCACUGGGGUGGUCAGCCUGGCCCUGCCGCGAGGGACCACCUGUCUGCCCCCUGUCCUCCUCCCCUACCUGGAGCAGUUCAAGCGCAUCACGCUGUGGCUGGGCGAGGACCUGCGCUCCUGGGAAGCCGCCAAGCUCUUUGCCCGCAAGCUCAACCUCAAGCGCUGCUCCCUGGUGCGCCCGGGCAACCUGCAGCCCCGGCCCUUGGAGGCUCUGAACCAGGGCCUCAACCUCACCAAGAUCCUGCGUGACGCUCUGCCCGCCAGCCACAAGUCCAUCAUCUCCUUCCGGCAGCUGCGUGAGGAGGUGUUCGGGGAGCUGGUCAACACCGAGCAGGUGGCCGGUGUCAAGUGGGCGCGUUUCCCGGACCUCAACAGGCUCCUGAAAGGGCACCGCAGAGGGGAGCUCACUGUCUUCACAGGCCCAACAGGCAGCGGGAAGACAACAUUUAUCAGUGAGUACGCGCUGGACCUGUGCAUGCAGGGGGUGUGCACGCUGUGGGGCAGCUUUGAGAUCAACAACGUCCGCCUGGCCAAGAUCAUGCUGACCCAGUUUGCAGCCCAGCGCCUGGAGGACCAGCUGGAGCUGUACGACGAGUGGGCCGAUCGCUUUGAGGACCUCCCGCUCUACUUCAUGACCUUCCAUGGCCAGCAGAACAUCAAGACGGUGAUUGACACCAUGCAGCACGCUGUCUACAUGUACGACAUCACCCACGUGGUCGUGGACAACCUGCAGUUCAUGAUGGGACAUGAGCACCUCUCUGUGGACAGGAUCGCUGCCCAGGACUACAUUGUUGGUGCCUUCCGCAAGUUUGCCACGGACAAUGCCUGCCACAUCACCCUGGUCAUCCAUCCCCGCAAGGAGGAUGAUGAGAAGGAGCUGCAGACAGCCUCCAUCUUCGGCUCUGCCAAGGCCAGCCAGGAGGCAGACAACGUCCUCAUCCUGCAGGACCGUAAGCUGAUGACAGGUCCAGGGAAGCGUUACUUGCAGGUGUCCAAGAACCGCUUCGAUGGGGAUGUGGGCGUCUUCCCCCUGGAUUUCAGCAAGGCCUCUCUCACCUUCUCAUCCUCUGGCAAGAGCAAGGUCAAGCUGAAGAAGAUGAAGGAAGAGAAGGAGCCUUCAGCCAAGAAAGCUCCAGAGGGAGCCUCCAAGAAAGCUCCAGAGGGAGCCUCCAAGAAAGCUUCAGAGGGAGCCUCCAAGAAGCCGUGAAGUCUCUUCCUUGGUCUUUCAGGUGGGAUGGAGGCUGGUGCUGGGAACACAGGACCAGGGCACCACAUGCUACCCCCAGGGGCAGCACCUAUGAGCCACUCUGACUUUCUUUCCUGCAUGAACAAUCCUCUUGGCCACCAGCAUGGCGUCUCUGAGGCGAGAGGAGUGGGCUUGUGCCAGAGAAGAGUGGUGAAGGCUGGCUGCUCCAUCCUAGUGCUGAGUGCUGGGAGCACCACGGGGCAGCAGCGUCGGCAUGGGCUGGGGCACUGACCUGCAGCCCCGGCACUUGAGGAUCUGUGGGCCCACAGCAGGUCCUUAAAUCAUGGGUAAAAUGGAGCUGAAAUCAUGGUCUGUCACUAGUGGGACGGAGUGUGUGUGGGACACUGGGCAGAGGGACACAUGGCAGGAAACCCCUCCUUAUGGGUAGGAGUCUCUGGGAUUGAUCCCGGAUGGAAUGGAGCCAGUGAGGGGAAGGUAGUGGAGGGAAUUGAGGAGACUGGGGGUGGCUCUUGCCCUAGAGCUGUGCAUGUGGUGGGACGGUGGGAGCUGGACCCCCAGGGCACCACCACCUACCCCCUGGGCACCACUGCUCACCCAUAGCUGGCUGAGGCAGUGCUGGGCAGCUGCAACAUGGUGCCUGACUCAGACCCUUUUCCUCAGGGUCUCACCCAGCCCCUUUCACUGUGGGGGGCAUCACCAGCAAUAAAACCUAAGUGGGAGCAGCCCUGCCUUGCUCUGCCAGGCUCAGGGGAGCAACUACCCCCGUGCCCUCUGGCUGCGGGUGACAAAUACUGUGACCUGGCCAGUCCUCGCCGUGGUGUGACAAGUCCACGGGUGGAUCUUGGUCUAAUUCCUUUGGGUUUUCCCUUUCCUCAGUUUUAUUAAAUCCUAAAUGUGA
Molecule: messenger RNA, 2944 nt
Organism: Colius striatus (speckled mousebird)
Lineage: Eukaryota; Metazoa; Chordata; Aves; Coliiformes; Coliidae
Gene: TWNK
Product: twinkle mtDNA helicase
Exons: 5
Coding region: 1-2046 (681 amino acids)
Biological process (GO): mitochondrial DNA replication
Cellular component (GO): mitochondrion
Molecular function (GO): 5'-3' DNA helicase activity; single-stranded DNA binding; ATP binding
Source: RefSeq, a predicted model, not a curated record